Molecule: messenger RNA, 1335 nt
Organism: Drosophila miranda
Lineage: Eukaryota; Metazoa; Arthropoda; Insecta; Diptera; Drosophilidae
Product: guanylate kinase-associated protein mars-like
Exons: 3
Coding region: 1-1335 (444 amino acids)
Biological process (GO): centrosome localization; chromosome segregation; signaling
Cellular component (GO): nucleus; cytoplasm; spindle pole centrosome
Molecular function (GO): microtubule binding
Source: RefSeq, a predicted model, not a curated record
AUGAUAGAAGCCUUGGGUGAGAUUUCAAAUCUGAGUCCAGUGGGUCCAAUGAGCAGCCACCGAGAUUCGAAAGCGAAGCGGAAAUUUGACUUUUCUAGGUACUCUGUGAUAAAAACGGCAGCUGAAGAGAGUUUGAUCUUGGAUCCAUAUCUGGCUAAGGAUCCAGAUGAUAAAGAACAAGAAAAUUCUACUCUGAAGGCAGCUGCGGAGCAAACCCCUCCUCGCAGGAUUUCCGAUGAGAAGCCCAACUACUUAAGUCCAUAUGUGAGCGUCUCGCGCGGUAAAGUCAACUCUCGCUGUGAUCGUGAGAAGCGAAACAGCAUGUAUUUGCCCGGUGAGGAGUAUCCUGUUGCCAAUCGGCGGGCCCUCGAGUCGGUGCUCUACUUUCGCAUACAGCUGGAGAAUGAGAUUCGACGACUGCGAGAUAUCUGCAGCGAGUGGGAAGCCUAUAGCAGGGAGAAUGAGGCGCAUCUGGUUGAGACGGGCGGCAUAGAUAUGAUCAGUGUGGCCAUUGGACAGACAAAUUUGCUCUCUACCAAGAAAUUGAUGCAGUUCAGCGGUCUGAUUGACCGUUGCGGGGCCGAGGAGACGAAACUCGUCCAGGCAGAGGAUCUGGAAAGGUGGUGGGACAUGCUGCGACUCCAGAGUGAGAAUGUUGACAAGCGCUUUGAUAACUUGAAGCGAUGGAAAAAGAACAAUUGGCAGGACCCCGAUGCAAUUGAGGAAUCGAAAAUACCAGCCAAGCCUGUGGCCAAACCAAAGUCUAAGCUGGGCAACAAUUUAAACGCUAAGCCCAAGGUCAAGGCCAGCAGUAACUUGAUGCAAUUACUCCGCAAGGCCCAUGCUGAAAUGAAAAAGGCUAAGGCGGAUGUGGUAUCAGCGGACGAUGCCCCGCAAACUCCAUCUCGCAGCAGCACUCAGCGUGUGAUCGUAGUACGCGACCGUCGGUCCUUCUCUCCUGCUCGCACCGUCCUGCGCAUGUCUGUAGGCGAGAGCCGUUCUUCCAAUGGUGGCAACACUCUGCUCAACUCUGCUAUAUUGGCCGCAGCCGAACAAAACGCUCUUAAUCAUCCCCCCCCUCCCAAUAAGGGACGCCAGUCGAUUCUGAAAAAACCAGGGACCAGCAAGCGUGAAAGUCGUGGAGUUAUUUUCAGUACAAAGAAAAAUGUACGGCACUUCAAAUUCACCUACGAAGAAGGCACUAUUAGCGAUGAUGAGCCCUUUGGCGGGGAUAAGCUAGAGGAUUGCGAGGAGCACAUGUCGAUCGAAGCUUCAGGGGAAACACGUUCCGUAGACCAGGGCCCAGCAGAAAAUGAGCCGCAAUCCGCGUCUUAG